Molecule: messenger RNA, 373 nt
Organism: Drosophila persimilis
Lineage: Eukaryota; Metazoa; Arthropoda; Insecta; Diptera; Drosophilidae
Exons: 2
Coding region: 31-357 (108 amino acids)
Source: RefSeq, a predicted model, not a curated record
CAAAAUUUAACUAAAAUACGAACCAAUACAAUGUCUUUGAAACAAAAGGGUGUUCUCAGUCAAGUAACCCAAAUUUUUGUGGUCGGAUAUACCCUGCGAUCUUAUACCGUGUACGAAGGGGAAGGCCCCAACAGAUUUUCGCGCCGCACUUGCUUCGGUCACGAGCUAUCGCGCUGGAUCAGCCAGGCCGUCAUCAAUCGGUCUGAGCGUAUGCUAGCCCGUACUCCGUCUCGGCGGACCAUGAACAGGAUGAUGCCAGAUCGGCUGAUGGACUAUGAUGUGAACUCCCAGAAGCGUAACCCUGCCCUCGAGCUGAAGGUGAAAGGGAAUAGAUCUAUGCCCCUGACCCCCGAAUAAAUGCUGAAAAAGCGCA